GUAAAGUAUGAUAUUUAGAACUGCACUAGGUUUCAGAAAGAUCUGAUUUCAGGCCUUGCUUUCAGAUAGUCUUGCACUUUAAUGAUCAUUUCACCUGGAAAGUUAAAUUGUCCCUACCCCUUCAAAGUUUCUUUACGUUUUUGUAACCAACUAGCAGCUUCCCCUAAUGACUGACAUGCUUUGCGGGUAGUAAAAUGCUUGACCCCCAAAAACUCUGCUGUGGUGAAAUGACCUAAGAAGUGCAAAUAUAACAUCCUGUGAAAAAGGAAUAGAAAACUGGUAACAGAUACAACGAGCAAGCACACGUUAGUGGCAUGUCGGGAGGGACACUUGGAAUGCAGAAGAUUCAGAUACAGCACAAUUCAGUCUGGGAGGGAGUACUAGAGAGAAUGUGAAGCACAAUGGCAGAUUUUGAAACUUAUCAGGAGUACCAGCGGAUAGAGGACUUUGAGGAAGAUUCCCCCCCAGGAGAAGAGGACCUACUAGUGCAUGUCCCUGAAGGCUUGAAAGAUUCAUGGCAUCAUAUCAAGAACCUGGAUCAUUUCUUCACAAGAAUUUAUCAUUUUCAUCAGAAGAAUGGCUUUGCCUGCAUGAUGCUGUCAGAGUUCUUUGAACUGGUACAAUUCUUGUUUGUUGUCACCUUUACAACUUUCCUCUUCAAUUGUGUGGAGUAUGACAUUCUCUUCGCCAACAAGGCGGUGAAUCACACCACCCAGAGUGGAUCCUCCCUGGAGAGAAACAAGGUCACCCUGACUGACGCCAUCCUGUCCAGCCAGAAAUGCACUGAGAGAAUCCAAGGAAAUGGUUGGAUCAUCUUCCUUCUUAUUAUGGCUGCUAUAUUCUGGAUCUAUCGACUUGUCAAAGUGUUCUGCAACAUCCUGAGCUACUGGGAGAUUCGCCAAUUUUAUAUCAAAGCACUUAAAAUAACAAUGGACGAGCUUUGCAACUACACGUGGCAGGAGGUCCAGGGCCGGCUGAUCAGCCUGCAGCGGGAGCAGCAAAUGUGUAUCCACAAGAAGGAGCUGACUGAGCUAGACAUCUACCACCGCAUCCUGCGCUUCAAAAACUACACGGUGGCCAUGGUCAAUAAGUCCCUGCUGCCCAUCCAGCUGCACCUGCCCCUGCUGGGCAACGUGGUCUUCCUCACACAGGGCCUCAAGUACAACUUUGAGCUCAUCUUCUUUUGGGGGCCUGGCUCCCUCUUCCAGAACAAGUGGAACCUCCACCCCAAGUACAAAAGGGCCAGCAAUCGUCUAGAGCUGGCCACCCAGCUGAGCCGCGUCAUUCUGCUGGCAGGCCUGGCCAACCUGCUGCUGUGCCCCUUCAUCCUGGUCUGGCAGGUGCUCUAUGCUUUCUUCAGCUACACAGAGACCAUCAAGCGGGAGCCUGGAAGCCUUGGUGCUCGCCGCUGGUCACUAUAUGGCCGUCUCUACCUGCGGCACUUCAACGAGCUGGAUCAUGAGCUGCACGGGCGACUGGGACGCGGAUACAAGCCCGUCUCCAAGUACAUGAACUCCUUCACCUCACCGCUGUUCACGGUCAUCGCCAAGAACGUGGCCUUCUUCUCGGGCUCCGUUCUGGCCGUGCUGAUUGCGCUAACCGUCUACGAUGAGGACGUGCUCACCGUCCAGCAUAUCUUGACCGCUAUCACCAUACUGGGCGUGGUUGUAACCGUUACAAGGUCUUUUAUCCCAGACGAGCACAUGGUCUGGUGUCCAGAGCAGCUCCUGCAGUGUGUGCUGGCCCACAUUCACUACAUGCCCGAUCACUGGAAGGGGAAUGCCAACAAAUCUGAGACCAGGGAUGAAAUGGCACAGCUCUUUCAGUACAAAGCGGUAUUUAUUCUGGAGGAGCUGCUCAGCCCCAUCGUCACACCGUUUAUUUUAAUCUUCUUCUUGAGGCACAAGUCCCUGGAGAUCAUCGACUUCUUUCGCAACUUCACAGUGGAGGUGGUUGGGGUCGGGGACAUCUGUUCCUUCGCCCAGAUGGACAUCCGCAAACACGGGAACCCACAGUGGCUGUCGGAGGGACAGACGGAAGCCUCAGUGUAUCAGCAGGCAGAGAAUGGCAAGACAGAGCUGUCGCUGAUGCACUUCACCAUCAAGAACCCAUGCUGGCAGCCCCCCCAGGAAAGCUCCUUCUUUAUCAGUCACCUGAAGGAGAAGGUGCAUCAUGACGCCGCCGGCGCCCCUCCUGCCCAGCACAUCCUGUCGGAGGCCCCACUCUUCUCCUCACUACUCUCCAAUGAGUCUGGAACCGCGCCCGAUAACUUGCUGGCCAGCGUCAUUGCCCACCCAGUCCUCACUGCCUCAGGGCUGCCAGGGAGGGACCGGCGCUUCGUCCAGCCCAGCACCACUGCUUCAGCCGCGGCCAGUGUCCUUGCAUCUCUCUCCACCUCCCAGCAACCCAGCCGGACCCGUUCCCACAUCCUGCUGCCUUCCACCUACCCUGAGAACCCCAUGUACCGCAGUGACAGGACCGUCAUAGAGGAGAGCAUGUCUGGAAAUGACUCCUGUAUCCGGAGUAUCAAUCGCUCUGCUCUGCUGUCAGAAUUUGCAUCGGCUGAAAUGAGCCUACACGCCAUCUACAUGCAUGAGGUUCACCAACAGAGCUCGCAUCCUCAGCAAGUAUCUGGACAGUGGCAGGCUUCAGUCCCACUAAGAGACCUCCAAAGCAACCCAGGGUCUUUGUCACAAUCCAGCCAGCCUGAGAGCCUGUCUGGCCUCUCCCAGCUCCGUCUCGGAGGGUGGACAGAAGAGGCUGAAGAGGAGGAGGAGGAGAUUGUCAAUGAACCACCUGCACUCUCAGGGUCUGGAGUCGGGAGUUGAAAGUGCCUUUAAACACAAGAGGUUAUACCACUUGGAUUUCGAAGAAUGGUGUGGCCUUAGAUCACCUGUGUAAACACAAUCAGUGUUCAGUGUUUCAGCCUGCUGUGUAUUGUGGGGAAAAGGAGCUGCUCUCCCGGUCUUCCAGAAGCAAGAUGUCUUCCAGAAUUUUUUUUUUUUUAGCUCAUUUUUUAAAACACAGACCUUGUUACAAACUUUGGGUGUGUGUCGCCCAAGCCAUAGGACUUGGCCAUGAACAGCAACUUAAGUGUUGUAUUUUACAAAAUACAAAAAGCAUAAGCUUGACUUUACUUGAGGGGGGGGGGGGGGGGGCAGCAAACUUGAAAACCUAAGAGUAAGGUAACAACAUGUUUUACAUUUUUAAUACAAUAUUAAAUUUGAUAACAUGAAGAAAAGGUGUUUACGUUUAUAAUAGCAGAGAUCACGUCUGUAAUUCUGUUUGUUUUGAAGUGACGGACUAGUCACCUUAGGAUCUGCCUUGUUCCCUUCUUGAACUUAGAGCUAAUAUUUCUGUCAAUCUUUAUAUCAUAUCUAGCAGAAAGACCUUGGUAGUUCACAUCUGGGAUCACUAAAUCCGUAGACCUGAUUAUAAUUUCAUUUUAUUUAACAUUGUACAACUAUUUUUUGUUUCAACCAAGUCCUACUAGUCAAUCAAAUGCUUUUUGUUUUAUCUAAGAUUUCAACAGACUAAAACAUCUGUCAUGCCACCAGAGACCUAUGAAUAUACAACCUGCUACUUUUAAGGCACACACUCCUAAAGAAAAUUAUGUUACUGUUGGCUCUUCAGUAGAAAUUAGAAUUUUGUAGAAUGUUGUUUUGUUUAAUACACACAGAAUAAUUUAACUAGCACUAUAUAGGUUUAAAAAUACAUAGCUAGGUCUUGGUUGGCACAAAAAGCUCUGGACUGUUCCACUGUUUUCACAGUAUGCUUUAAUGCGGUAGUGAGAUCGUAUUUUAUCCAGUCUCUGCUGUUCAUCAUCAAUUACAGGUCGAUAUUAUCUAUCCACACACAAAUGCUCAUACUAGCUUCCUAUAAUAAUAAUCUGACUAGCAGCAUGAAUUUUGAUUGUUUACUGUGUUGACUGGUGAGUUUGAUGUAUCAAGUUUUGGGAAUUGUGUUCAUUUAAUUUUGGAGCUGUAGAAUGAGCCAUGGAAAUGUAACACUUGGAGGUCUUGAGGUUGUUUUAUUUUAGAUCAAUGGAGUUUGUUAUGAAUGAUACCUUGUAAGGAUGUGUGUGUGUGUGUGCGUGUGCGUGUGCGUGUGUGCGUGACUUACUAAAAGGUCUAAGAGUGGAAAACAAAAAAAACAUUUUGCCCAUCAAACAGUAUAUGAUGGGCUGUAAUAGCAUAGGAUUCUUAACCUUGAAAAAUGUAAUACUUAGAACAAAGACUUUUUUGUCAAAAUAUUAAUGUACAUUAUGUAUUCAAAUGGCAUUUGUAAAUAAUAUUACAUAUGUAAUUUAUCACUGUACAUUGCAUAUAUUAAAAUAAUUAUAAAGACACGUACAGAUACUAUACAGCUAUGGCCAAAAGUUUUGCAUCACCUAGAAUUUUAGGAUUGAGACAUAAUUAAAAAAAAAAUAAUAUAUAAACUGUAUGAACAUAAUUUAUUAAUGUAAUUAUAUUGCAAAAGUCUACCAUGAGCUAGAAUAGUAGUAAAGUAUUACUGUUAGAUUUCAAAAUGUCACAUUUUCAAUUUGUCCGUUUUUCGUUAAGUAUAUGAAAAACUACAAAAGCUGUAUGUAAUUCAAUAUGUUAAUGUAGCAUUAUUCAGCAGGUUUCAUUGGACUUUAUGACGCAAAAUUAGUUAAUUCUAUAGGGUGAUGUAAAUCUUUUGGGCAAAGCUGUAAUCAUAGCUUUUUAACUGUAGACCAACUGAGCAUAUUGCACUGUACAAAGUAAUUAUUUAAAAUCAUAUGCUUGGGUGGGAUCUUUGAUCAUUUUUUGCAUCACUGUUUGGGGACAGUUCGUUUAUUUUUAUUUGUAGCGCAAACUGUUUUGUUCAUCAGGUGCCAUAGGUCAUAUCUGUAGGAGUCAGUUUUGUUCAUGACCACUGCUGGCUGGUAAUGAAGUGGUCAAAGAAAAGCGAGGUAUAGUAAAGCAUAUUAAUAAAGAUUGCAAACCAGGGUAAACUACAGUGCUGUAUGGUAAAUGCAUAGGGAAACUGCAAACAUACCAUGGCAAACUUGUAUAAGGAAGAGUUUAACAGCUGCCUCUUGUGUCUUUAGGCACUCAUGAGGUAAUGUUCUCCCAUCAGUCUAGGAGAAGCUGGUUUCUGCAAGCCUAACUGAGACUGAAACCAAACUGGUUAGAUCUAGGACUCAGGCACACAAUUAUGCAUUAAGGUUUUGUUUCCUUCUGUUUUUAAUCCCUCAAACACUGCUGCCAAGUCACUAGUGUAAAAGGACAAAUGUCGCUGGAUGUCUUACUUGCCUGAUGAUGUCUGUUUCUGGUUGAUUAUACCUUCCCAUUCCUGCAAGCAGUAAAGGCAACAUGCAGUUUUCUAUUGCAUGUAUUGAUCCACAGCUGCACUGGUCUUGACAAACAAACAAAUGGAUGCUGUCUCUGUAUCACUUUGUUUUGUUUUUUAUUAUUAUUUUGCAAAUGUCAAGAAAUAUACUCACUUCGCUCAAAAAGAGUACAAAAAGUAUCUUUUUUGUAAUGUAUAUGUACUACUAAAUAUUGCAAGAAUGGGUAAAGGCAGCUAAAUCUACAGUAGUAUCAAACUAUCUUUGUCAUAUAAUACUCUCUGUAUAGCUCUGUCCUUGGAGAAAAGCAUUUGUCAUCCUUCAAUGCAUGUAUUGAAUGUGACUUUUAAAUCAUGUUCAUGUACUGUUGAGAGAGGAUAAGGCAUCUUAGCAUGUCAGUGACAGUGCCUUGCAGAGCUAUACAUAGUAUCAAUUAAUUGUUUUUGCAAUGUUUCCAGCCAGUAUUGCUUUCAUUGUGUUUGAUGGAAUGAGUGCUGAACUGCUGCUUGUAUAUAUUUUUUUAUAUCCUUGAUUUCAAAAUCAAUGAUAUCAUUACAAAUGUUAUAUACUGGUUUUUAUUUAAGCCUCAGUUUUAUAUGUGUGUCAUACAUAUAUGCAGAGAAGGCAAACAUCAGUUUCAGGGCAGAGUACCCCACUAUGACACCUAGAGGGAGUCAAAUACAGUAUAUAAUGAAAUUCAGCAAGACACCCCAUCUGAAUUAAACUAACUAUAAAUUUAGCAUAGGCAAUACUACACAGUCUGCCUUUUAUACUACUCUGUAUAGUUAGAGCCUGUAUUGUUUGGGAAUUCAUGAUCAUUCUACAUUUAAUUGAGUUGGGAUGACUAUACCUAUAACAUUGGCUCAAAACUAUUACUGAGUACAAUACAUAUCCUGUAAAGAUAUUUUAUGUCUUAUUAGAAGUUGACCAAUGGCGCAUAUUGUAGAGAAUACCUUUUUGCACACUUUAUAAAGGGUCGAUAGAUACUAAGGUAGUAUAUCAAGAUGAUGGUACACCUCUUAAUGUGAUUAUGUUUGUAUCCCUUUAUUUUUAUCACAUAAGGCAGUUGAUUUAAUCAAGGUUUUGUGUUGUUGAAAAUCGAAGGGAAUGCAAUUUUUGAUUACAAUAUGCAGAUGAUACUGUUAACCAGUGAUUGUAUUGCCUGUGAUAUAUCUGCAUCAUACUGACAUGUAACUUGUUUAUUCUGCCUAUACCCACUCCAUUAGAACUCUAUUUACUGUACUACAUGUACAAGCCAGUUGAGACCACUGGUACUGAGGUGCUAAACGACUUACAGUCCUGUAUUUCUUCAUUAUUAGGUCAUGCUUGCUACAGUGAUCCCCGAGUCUGCUCAGUUUACACUACUUAAAGAUAUAAGAGCUUUAGGAAUAUUUCAUUUGUUUUUUGUUAUUAUAAUUCUGUUUUUAUGUGUAUUAAUGACUAUAGUGGGUUGAAAGAUAAUGUAUUUGGUUUAAAAUAAUAAACAAAAAUAACUGUUAUUUAUAAGCAAUUUGCAA
Molecule: messenger RNA, 6831 nt
Organism: Acipenser ruthenus (sterlet)
Lineage: Eukaryota; Metazoa; Chordata; Actinopteri; Acipenseriformes; Acipenseridae
Gene: atg9b
Product: autophagy related 9B
Exons: 15
Coding region: 402-2828 (808 amino acids)
Biological process (GO): autophagy of mitochondrion; protein localization to phagophore assembly site
Cellular component (GO): phagophore assembly site; autophagosome
Source: RefSeq, a predicted model, not a curated record